Molecule: messenger RNA, 1541 nt
Organism: Amoebophrya sp. A25
Lineage: Eukaryota; Dinophyceae; Syndiniales; Amoebophryaceae
Source: the annotation of a GenBank genome assembly
CGCUUGUUCUUUUUAGGGACCUUUUUUUGGUGCGGCAGUGUGCACUGAAUUCUGUGCGACGUUAAUUGUCUUCUAAAUUGUAUUGCACGAGCACGAAUAAUAUGAUAGGUCCAAGGGUGAUUUUAUCAGCAUGAAUCGUAUGCAGAAUUGGUAUUUUUGGCUACGUCCUUGGUGUUUCUUGCGUCCUGUAUAACGUUCACACUACUGGAACAAUAGAAGUUGUAUAACGUUCACACUACUGCUGGAACAAUAGAAGUUGUAUAACGUUCACACUACUGCUGGAACAAUAGAAGUUGUAUAACGUUCACACUACUGCUGGAGCAGGGGCAUACCUUUUUCUGUAGUUCUUCUGAGCACAAGGCACUAGAUGAAGACCGCUAUUGGUCUGUGGUAGUAAGUACUAUUAACUGAAAACUCAGAAAAUUUUUUACAACUAGUCAGUGAGGAAGAUAAGAUGUUGCCUUUCUAGAAAUUUUUUUCAUAGCACUGUUCUCUCCGCGUCAAAGCUUUGUUCGCAGGAGGCAAGGACUAAACUUGGAGCUCUUUUUAUGCAUAUCACUCAGGUAUGAUAAGAAAGUUCAAAUUUGUGCUAUAAAUUCAUGAUUCGCCACACCCUCCAGUGCUAUUAAUUAUAGCCUUUGUUUUCUACGUAGACCUUCUUCUCUGUGCUCCACCAUGCCUACCCUUCUUUGCCUUGUGGUUCCAAAAUGUUGCGUUGGGAUCGUUGAGGCUUGAUGACGACCAUGGUUACAAGCAAGCUUCCGUUCUGAUGUAGCGGAGCGGGGCUUUCAUAACGUUUUGUCUUUUUGGGUUGUCCUAGAGAGAAGCAGGCCAAAAUGAACAAAAUUAGUGAUGUCUUCAAUGUCGAACAUGAUCCAUGAUCGAGAUAGUUGUUCUAGAGCUGUAUUGUAAGAAUUUCGUAUUGCAAGAUCAUCAACGUUCGAUAGAUUGUUAAACGCUAACAUUUUGAGAAAGCAGAGUUACCAUUGUGUCCGUAGUAUAAUUACUCCUGGACCUACAUCUCGUGAAUCAUGUUGACGAGUAUGUGGAUUUUAACUUGAUUUGUCCUGGUUAUUCUAGCGAUCACUAAUCAAGUGAUCAUCGGAACCAUUGCUGAACAAAUGAGUGAUGCAGGUCAUGCUACUCCUUGAAAAUUAUAAACUGUUCUUGUACAACCAGUAGGUAUAAUCAUGAAAAUAAUGUACCUCAUUUAUCCUUUUGUAUUUUCAACUUUGUCUGUUCUUGGAAGUCCAGUGCCGUAAGUGAAGAAAUUCUAUUUGAGGUUACCUAGUUGUGCCUCAUGUUCUGCCAAAACCAGAUGAUACAGGGAGACCCGUCAAUAUCAGUAUCAAUACCAGAUGCCUGUUCAAUAAGUCCGUAAAGACGAUGAAAUCCUUGGAAUGGCUCAUGAAGAUAUGAGACUACGAUCCAACCUGAACAAUCACCAGAUGAAGAUUAGUUUUGUGAAAAACAUCAACAAAAAGUCUCCAUUUAAAAGCGUCCUGUCGUGUGCCAUCUUCUAAUGCACAUCAACAUCUUAC